Babesia ovata is the source of this 996-nucleotide messenger RNA. RefSeq lists its product as uncharacterized. Lineage: Eukaryota; Apicomplexa; Aconoidasida; Piroplasmida; Babesiidae. Bases 1 to 996 code for a protein of 331 amino acids. The transcript is spliced from 3 exons. The record is from RefSeq and is a predicted model, not a curated record.
AUGGUGAAUUCAGGGCACUGCCGCAACGCACCUGCUGCCCAUGUAGGUCACGUGCUCGCAGAAGUGCGCAACGCCGCGCUGGUGGUCGAGCUCGUCCGCAGAGCCGCUCAUCACCUCCAGGUACGCCUCGAGCCUCUCGCAGUGGUUCGCGUUCGGGAGCAGCGUGUACUCCAGGCCGUUGGGCAGCCGCCCGCGCACCACUUGCGGGUUCUCCGGCAGGGGCCACUGUGCAACAUCCCUCGAGAAGCUGGAGAUUAUGACGUCGGCACCGGCGCGCCUCAGACUACGGAUGGCCUCGAGCGCAGCCGCACGCUCGUCGAACACGCCCGCAGCGGCCGCGGCCUUCAGCGCCCGGUAUUCACCGGUCGUGUGGACCGCCACUAUUGGGCUUCGGAGCCUGUCCUUGAGGUUCCGUAUAACGUCCAGGAAGCCGGUGGCGGGCUCCACGGCGACGAAAUAGCUCUCCGGGCGCACGUUCUCCGACGGGGUCAUUCCGAGCAGCUUGCGCUGCUGUUCCAUGAGCACGGAGUUGAACUUGGCGGCGCGACUCAUCAGCGAGACGUCGGUGAAGCCCUCGAAGUCAAGCGCGUCGCGCGCCACUCCGACUGUUCCGUCCAGAGUGUCGUUCAGCGACACCACGUCGCAACCAGCGGAUGCCAGCGUGGUCACCUGCUUCGCCACCUGGCUCACCGACACGUCGUUGGCGAUGAAGUCAGUCUGCGGUUCCACGAGCCCGUCGUGGCCGUCCAGGGAGAAGUGCGCCACACUCGCGUCGGCGAACACCUGCACGUCAGGGAACGCCUCCUUGACGGCGUCGAUCGCGCGCGGGAGCAGCCCGUCCGGAUUCAACCCCUCAUCGGCGAACUGGCUCCUCAAGGCCUUGUCGAUAUGGGGAUGGAUCAUGAACGACGUCAGGCCCAGGUUACGGGCCUCCUCCACUUCCUUAACGAGGUCUGCAAUGGACAGCAGCCUCAAUCCAGGGACUUCGGGGACUGA